AUGGGAGAGACCUGUGGGACCACCUCGGACUAUCUACGCUCGGACUAUCUGCGCUCGGACCAUCUGCGCUCGGACCAUCUGCGCUCGGACCAUCUGCGCUCGGACCAUCUGCGCUCGGACCAUCUGCGCUCGGACCAUCUGCGCUCGGACCAUCUGCGCUCGGACCAUCUGCGCUCGGACCAUCUGCGCUCGGACCAUCUGCGCUCGGACCAUCUGCGCUCGGACCAUCUGCGCUCGGACCAUCUGCGCUCGGACCAUCUGCGCUCGGACCAUCUGCGCUCGGACCAUCUGCGCUCGGACCAUCUGCGCUCGGACCAUCUGCGCUCGGACCAUCUGCGCUCGGACCACAUUCGGACGCGGAACUAA
Molecule: messenger RNA, 366 nt
Organism: Knipowitschia caucasica
Lineage: Eukaryota; Metazoa; Chordata; Actinopteri; Gobiiformes; Gobiidae
Source: the annotation of a GenBank genome assembly